Molecule: messenger RNA, 1438 nt
Organism: Exaiptasia diaphana
Lineage: Eukaryota; Metazoa; Cnidaria; Anthozoa; Actiniaria; Aiptasiidae
Product: cytochrome P450 3A19
Exons: 3
Coding region: 224-817 (197 amino acids)
Molecular function (GO): iron ion binding; oxidoreductase activity, acting on paired donors, with incorporation or reduction of molecular oxygen; monooxygenase activity
Source: RefSeq, a predicted model, not a curated record
UGUAUUUUAUCUCUGUCUUGGGCAAGAGCCAUGGAUAGUCGUGGCAGAUCCUGAAUUAAUAAAACUUAUAACAGUCAAAGAGUUUGAAAGGUUUUGAAAUAGGAAAGACCCGACUGUUCCUCCGCCUCCAUUCAAUGCAAGCCUUAACACCGCCGAGGAUGAUCAAUGGAGGCGAAUACGAGGCGUCCUGACACCAGCUUUGACUGGAGCCAAACUAAAACAGAUGGUGCCGCUGGUAGAAGACUCCUGUGACAUACUGAUGAAGAAAUUCCAGGAGGCCGCUGACUCAGCUCUUGCGCACUUUCCUGAAGUGCAAGACAAGUUGACAAAAGAAAUCGAUGAUGCUUUGGAGCAUUAUCCUGAUAAACCGCUUUACCAACUUGCUCAGGAACUGCAGUACAUGGACUGUGUGUCCAAUGAGGUACUACCUCUUCUGUUCCUAUCAUCGACUGCAAUCAAUCGCCGAUGUAACCAAUCAUGUGCUAUGCAAGGGGUCCAUUUUCCCAAAGGCACAGGAGUGAUACUCUGCUUUUAUCUCCUGGGCACUGAUCCCAAUGCGUGGCCUGAACCCCUCKAAUUUGACCCUGAAAGGUUCCMUGGCCCAGCUAAGAGACACCCCUAUCAGUUCAUGCCCUUUGGGAUUGGUCCCAGGAUGUGCAUWGGUAUGCGUCUAGCUCUUCUCGAAGUCAAGUUGACUCUUGUUAGACUUUUGAGGGAGUUUAGAUUUAUGCUGGCGCCUGAGACGAGAGGGUUCGACUUGCACAGAAAAGAAUUUGGCGAAGUGGAAUUGAAAAUAGUAAGACGUCACCACAGGUAGCCCAUCUGUCAUCCGAGGUGUUAGCCCACUUCYCUGGUGGGAUUCCUGAGCCAAAGUUAGCGCAAGAACUWAACGAAGGCAUAGGGGAAACGUUCAAACGACGCAUAGUUUUUCGAUAAUUUUCGACAUUGAUGGGAUUAAUUGACCAAACACCAAUGAUAAGAACAGUUCYAAACAGAUUUGAUGUUUCUCAGCAGCAUGUGAUUUCGGAAAUUAAAAACAUAUCUGGUUGACGUCAAUGCUGUAAACUGUAAAGUGAUGUGUACUCUGCCAUCAAGCCUGGAUCCAGGGGGGGAUCCAUUGGUACACUGAACACCCCGCUAACGUCGCAAAUAUUGCGUCAUUUUGAGAAAAUAACGCACUUAUAUCAGAUACACCAAUAAAACACGCACUGUAGAAAAGUGUCGUGUUAUGGUUUUGUUAAACAAAAGGUUUAAUCGUCUAGAUUUCUAAUUUAUUCAUGUUUUCUGAUGCUGUCUAUUUCUUUCAUUUUAUGAAGAAAUGUCCUGACAAAUAUCUGGCUGCACUCCCUGUUUUCGGAUUAAUGUUGAAAAUGCCAAGGAGCAGAUGAUAGUCUAUUAUUUGGAGUAAUAUUUAUUCAAAAUAACAAUGUUUUUUGGA